Molecule: messenger RNA, 4498 nt
Organism: Myxocyprinus asiaticus (Chinese sucker)
Lineage: Eukaryota; Metazoa; Chordata; Actinopteri; Cypriniformes; Catostomidae
Product: V-type proton ATPase 116 kDa subunit a 1
Exons: 20
Coding region: 15-2555 (846 amino acids)
Biological process (GO): proton transmembrane transport; vacuolar acidification
Cellular component (GO): vacuolar proton-transporting V-type ATPase, V0 domain; plasma membrane; vacuolar proton-transporting V-type ATPase complex
Molecular function (GO): proton-transporting ATPase activity, rotational mechanism; ATPase binding
Source: RefSeq, a predicted model, not a curated record
CAUGUGAGCUGUUUAUGUUCAUCCUUUCUAUCAAGAACAGUCUUCAUUAUUUUAAGCAUUUGAGAAUGAGUUGUUUAUUUCGAAGUGAGGAGAUGUGUCUUGUGCAGCUGUUUUUUCAAAAGGAGUCGGCCCACAAUUGUAUCAAUGAACUUGGACAUCUUGGAUUGGUUCAGUUUAAAGAUCUGAAUCCUGGUGUAAUGGAUUUUCAGAGGCGAUUUGUGAAAGAAGUGAAGAAAUGUGAAGAAAUGGAGAGAAUUCUGCGGUAUCUCGAGAAAGAGAUGGUGAAAUCUAACAUUGUUAUUGCUGCAACAAAGGAAAAGGAGAUGGUCCCCUGUCCCAGAGAUGUCCUGGAGCUAGAGUCCACCUUUGAGAAGUUGGAGCAGGAACUGAGAGAGAUCAACCGUAACCAUGACGCACUCAGACAGAACCUCACUGAGCUGAUGGACAUUGACUCUCUGCUCAGGAUGACUGAAAACUUCUUUGAGGAGGCUGAGUCUCUGCUGACCUGUUCAGAGCCUCCUUCUGAAGACUCUGUGUCUAUGACCAUCUCAUCCCACAUGACCAGCCGCAGAAACAGCAACACCAGCAACACUGGACCUCUAAGUCUAGGAUUUAUUGCAGGUGUUAUCAAGCAAGAAAGGUUUCCUGCUUUUGAAAAGGUUCUUUGGCGGCUUUUUCAUGGAAAUUUCGUCCUCCGACAUGCCGAGAUUCAAGACACUGAAGAAUUCCAAGCAGAACAGAGGGGAACUGUGAAGAAGGAUGUGUUCAUUAUAUUUGUCCAGGGAGAUCACGUGCGAGACAAGAUCAGAAAAGUGUGUGAUGGGUUUCAUGCCAAUUUGUACACUUGCCCAAAAACCUUGCAUGAGCGCAAGGAGAUGAGAAGCAAUGUAAUUACACGAAUGGAAGAUCUUCAAAUGAUCCAGAAAAGAACCGAAGAGUAUCGUGCCAGUGUCUUGACCAAAGCAGCAGAUCACGUCCAAGAGUGGGGCAGUAAAGUGAAGAAGAUGAAGUCCAUUUACUACACACUGAAUCUCUGCAACAUAGACAUCACACAGAAGCUGAUAGUAGCAGAGAUCUGGUGUCCUGUUUCAGAUCUCACUGUUGUUUAUAACGCUCUGAUAAAAGGAUCUGAGCAGAGUGGUUCCAGUGUAACCCCAGUCCUGAACCGUAUCCAAACCCAACAAACUCCACCAACCUUCAACAGAACCAACGCCUUUACUGAGGGAUUCCAAGCAAUUAUUGAUGCCUAUGGAGUCGGUACCUAUCAAGAGAUCAAUCCAGCUCCGUACACUAUUGUGACCUUCCCCUUCCUGUUUGCGGUGAUGUUUGGAGAUUGUGGUCAUGGACUUGUGAUGACAAUAUUUGCAGUCUGGAUUAUAAACCAGGCCGAAUGUUUAAGAAAGUGGAAAAAUGAGAUUACAGAUGUCCUGGUCAGUGGACGCUACAUAAUUCUGCUCAUGGGAAUGUUCUCUAUUUACACUGGCCUGAUUUACAAUGACUGCUUCUCCAAGUCCUUCAACAUUUUUGGCUCUUCCUGGUGUGUUCGACCAAUGUUCCAUCCCCACGGGCCAUGGCACAACAAGUCACUGCACAAAUGCCAUCAUCUUCAGCUGGAUCCGGUCGUUUCAGGGGUUUUUUCUGGUGAUCCAUAUGUGUUUGGAAUUGACCCGGUUUGGAACAUUGCAUCAAACAAGCUGUCCUUUCUAAACUCCUUCAAAAUGAAGAUGUCUGUCAUAUUGGGAGUCAGUCAUAUGCUCUUUGGUGUGACCCUGAGUUUGGUGAACUAUGUGUAUUUCCAAAACUUCCGGGACAUCGUACUUCAGUUUGUUCCGCAGCUGAUAUUCAUACUCUCUCUUUUUGGAUAUCUGGUCUUCCUCAUCCUCUACAAAUGGAGCAUCACUCUACAAUCUGACAAGGCUCCAAGCAUUCUGCUGCUCUUCAUCAACAUGAUGCUGUUUGAUUAUCAGUCUCAACAUAAUCUCCUUUAUGGAGGACAGAAAGCCGUGCAGAUUUUCUUGGUUGUUACGGCUGUCCUCGUGGUUCCUGUGCUGCUCCUGGCCAAACCCUUAUUUGUCUACAGGACCCGCAUGAAAACCAGACACCAGGUUUUUGGAAACUCUCUGAAUGAUCCGAGUAGAACAGAUGCACGUUCUUCGUUCUCAAAUCAUCAGAGAGAUGAAACAGUAAGCAUGGGUGACAUAUUUGUGUAUCAGGCCAUCCACACAAUCGAGUACUGCCUGGGCUGCAUUUCCAACACGGCCUCGUACCUUCGGCUCUGGGCACUGAGUUUGGCUCAUGCAGAGCUGUCAGAGGUGCUUUGGCGGAUGGUUCUACAGGUGGGACUGAAGUUCACAUCUGGGAUGGGCUCUCUCAUGCUUGCACUGCUCUUUGCUGCUUUUGCUCUUCUGACAGUGACUGUUCUUUUGUUGAUGGAGAGCCUUUCUGCUUUUCUGCAUGCUUUACGCUUGCACUGGGUUGAAUUUCAGAACAAGUUUUACGAGGGAUCUGGCUACAAGUUCACACCCUUGUCCUUUGGCAGCCUGUUAAAACAAUGAUAGUUACUGAUUAUUUAUGGCCUACUUACAGUUUAAGUCCUAAUUAUGUUUUAGUGAAUAUAAGAAUAUAAGAAAAAAUGUAAAUGUAAAUAAUUAUAGAUAUUUAGAUUUUAUUUAUAAAUAAAUGCGUAGUUAUAGAGCAAUGUUGUGUCCAGACUUUUUUGACUGGGGUGGCCCAUGUGGGGCACAGACUCAUUCAAGGGCGGCAUGAAGCGUAACUCAACAUCCCUGAUAUUAAUAAUAAUAAGAAGAAUAUGAAUAAUAAGAAGAAGAUAUGCACAUUUUCAGGAAUUUUUAAUUGUCGAAUGUUACUUAGCUUAAUAAUUGAUUAAUUGUUAUUAAUAUUGCAAAACACAGAAGACUCCAAAUAGCAUUUAUUUAUUUAUUUUUUUCUGUAUAAUUUUAAGUAGCGUCUCUUUAAACUGCAUAAAUGUUAUGGACACUGCUAAUAUGAACAAAUUAAGAAUAGCGCAUCAUUGAACACACGGUAGUUUUGUGCAGUUUUGUGGAGUUUGGAGUUGGAGAGAUGAUGCUACCGUGACAUUAUGUAAUAAUAUCUAGUAGGCUAUUGUUUUAUUUUGAGACAAUAAAGAAGAUAUUGAAGAUAUUUCUUAAUCUUAUCAAUGGCCUACACAUAAAGAAUGUGCAAUGUAUAAUGUGAACGUGUAUUCAGUUUAAUGUAAGCUACUCAAUUUAGCCAUAUAUUGGGACUCCCAACUGGAGUUUGAUUAUUUAAUUAAUCAGUGCUUUAAAAACAACUUAAUUUGAUAUUAAAACUGUUUUCCUGAUCUCCAUUUUUUUUUUUUUAAAUUUUGCAUCUUUGGAAAAAAGCAGAGAAGGCUUUGCUGGCCCUGAGAAAUCGCCACUGUUCAUCAUUUUCUGACACUGCUUUCCGCCCAAUUGAAUAAAACACAUUUGCUCUCUUUCACCAGUGUUUGUUAUUGUCUUCCUUUUAUUUCUUUCACAUAUUCUCCACACCACACCGUAAGAGCUAAAACAAGCAAAUAAAGUAGUAUGGAUAUUUGCAGGGGGUAGUAUGGAUAUUCUAUCCAGAAGGGAGGCAUGGCUCCAGUCCCCCCUAGAAUUGAUUGGCCACCCCAGGUGCCACCUCAAAUUCGAAACUGUGUCACUUCCCAAGUUGGAGGCAGGCUUUCAAUAAAACCAGGUAGAACCUUGUAUAGGUCUCUGCAGAACAGUAAUGGGUGUUUUCAAGUCUGUGGGCGUUUUCAAAACGGGAUGGGCAUUUCUAAACUAACCAAUGAAACUAGGGAAUCUCAAUGGUUUGAAAACGCCCACUGAUUGGGAAAAGCCUAUUUUGUUCUGCAGAGAUAUAAGCCUCUAAAUAACCCUCAGUUAUUUAUAGCUUAGUUUUUAGUUGAUUAUAUUAGUAUAACAUUAAAAGCCACAAGAUGUGUGUUUUUAUGUUUUUACUUUUGAUCCUCGAGACUGCGACACUAAAUUGCAGCUGUGAAGAGGGCUUGAGGAAACCAGGUGAGGGACCAUUUCACUAUAAACAAUGGUUACAUUCACUGCAAACACUGUGCAACCUGACAAAAAAAGCGCUAUGAUCAUAUGAUAGUGGUCUGCGUGGGACUGUUUUUUCCAUCCCUCUGCCGCAAGUUUCUAUCCCACACCAAAACUCACCCGCUGAAUUUUACUCCAUGUUUACCCGCUCUCUGCCCACAGUGAUGUUCUUCCCGAUCGCUCCUGGUCCCUCAACCCAGAAAUUGUUUCCACGCUGGGCGAAAGCCAUACAAAUAGACAACAACUGUAAACAAAACGUUUUAUUUUUCUGUUAUUGCUAUAAUCAGAUUCAUAUGGCCAUGAUGCCCAUCUGACUUGCCUGAGGUUGUUUUCUUAACACUAAAUUGGUUAUUUUAUUGUCUGAGUUACACAUACGUUGAUGACACAGUGUACCUACGCUUUGCUCUGCCAUUCAAAAA